UUGGCCAAUCUCUCUCAUUACAUAAGUCAUAUAGCCGUCGUCGUCGUCGUCUCUGUCUUCUCUUCUUUCAAGAAACAAAAGAGACAGACAGAGAAAAAAAGUUUUAAAAAAAGAAGAAGUGCGCUCUUUGAUUACUACUCUCCUCUGAGCCAGCUCUCGCCGUUUAUACCUCCAACCCAGAUUGUCACUUUCCAUUUUGAAGUAUUGUUUGGACUUGACAGCUUUGAGAAUCAAACAGAGCUCAAAACGGGUGCACUCUGUUGUAUUGUGGCCUCAAGGCCACUUGUUACUGCAACAAAAUCAUCACCACCCCGAAUAGGAAGGGAAGAUGAUGCCCUGCAAUGGCGGACAAAUUUCAGCUUCUCACCUGCUGGAUAUACUAGAGAUGGUUUGGAACAGGAUUUGACCGAUGAGGGUCACGACGGUUAUGCAUUGUCCUCGAGCAGCAGCAGUAGACAAAGAAAAAGUUUGGAAUUCAGAUUUCAGCAAUCCCCAAGAUGGGCUUCAAUAUCAUCUGCUUCUGGUGGGAAUGAACAGCAACCCUGCAUUGUUAACAAUGGUGUACCGCCAAGACCAGCUAGCUCAGAUCCUCAAUUCUUGAAUGAGGAGAAUGGUUCUGAUAGAGAUGGUACAGCCAUCUCAACGAGUUUUAGGUCUUUGCUGUCUCUCCCAGAGUCAUCUGCCCCAUGGGAGACUCCAAGCAAGCAGCCAUACAACCUUACUCACUGCUCUUACUCUCAAGUCUUCUGCAACCCGGUUUCAGAUUUCGAGAAUCCUGAACCUGAUAAUACGCAACAAGACUCAUCCACAAAUCCCGACUCCAGUCUUCUUAUGUUGUCCGCGAGAAACCAUCAAGGCUCACCAGUAGAUGAAGCAUCACCAAACUCAAAUAGCAAUGACAUGUUGCUGGAUGUAGAAAGAUCCAAUGAAACAGAAGUCGAAAACCCAAAUUUCGAACCAGAAUCACCAACACACCAGAGAUGCGGGGUUUGCAAGAAGCUUUUAUCUCAGAAAUCUCCAUGGUGCUCAAACAAGAUACUGAGAUCCAGAGACAUGCCAGCCGCUGGCGUUUUCCCCUGCCACCACAUUUACCAUGUCGAAUGUCUAGACAAAGUAACGCCAACAGCUCAAACCCGAGACCCACUAUGUCCUGUUUGCUCAAACACCAUUGGAACAAUGGAGCAGCCACUGAUAGCCCCUGAAACAUUGCAAAUGGCUCUGAGAUCUCUCAGAAGAAGCCACACAGCAGCUGUAAGGCCAGAGACAGCAAGUAACACUAGCAAUAGCAACAAUCAAAGAAGACACAGUAGGAGAAGAAGCCACAAAUGGGAAAAACUCAGCUGCUGUUUAAAUAUAAGCUUCUCAUCUUCUUCCUAGACUCCAACCAACAUGGACCGGUUCUAUUAGGUUCUCCUAUAACUCUUACUUGCAUCUAAUCGUUAUGUUAACCAUUCAGUAAGCUAUUACAACCCAAGAAAACAGAAUCUUCAAACAUCUUCACUCUAUCAAGUAUGUUUCGAACACUAUUAAACAGAAGCAAUAGGCAUUUUUCGUAUUAAUCUGUAGACCAACUUAAAUCCUACUCUGUAUUGCACUGCAGGCUAUAAACGAAUUUGAUAUUUUCUUCAGCUUAGUAAGAACAAAACCAUGGAACAAAAACAAAACUUUCUUUUCACAAGUAUAAUUGUCGCGAAUCUGGAUUUCUCAAACAAGAAAAAAACAAAAAAGAAGAUACCAGAAUCAACAGACUCGUAUCGUCGAUGACAGGGGACAAAAACAAACCAAAACUCAGAAAACAAAUCAAAAAAAACAAUUUCGAAAACAAAUAUGUAUUGUUGUUGGGGGGGCGGGGGGUGUUAAAGCUCGCAAUAGCCAUCACAGCGGCGAGUAAAUCGAACGCUCAGGCAGCAAGCAGUCUUCA
Camelina sativa (false flax) is the source of this 1921-nucleotide messenger RNA. RefSeq lists its product as uncharacterized. Lineage: Eukaryota; Viridiplantae; Streptophyta; Magnoliopsida; Brassicales; Brassicaceae. The record is from RefSeq and is a predicted model, not a curated record.